Heterostelium album PN500 is the source of this 948-nucleotide messenger RNA. It is a transcript of the gene strap, whose product is annotated as WD40 repeat domain-containing protein. Gene Ontology annotation, molecular function: protein binding; RNA binding. Bases 1 to 948 code for a protein of 315 amino acids. Gene Ontology annotation, cellular component: SMN complex. The transcript has 6 exons. The record is from RefSeq and is a predicted model, not a curated record. NCBI's taxonomy places the organism in Eukaryota, Evosea, Eumycetozoa, Acytosteliales, Acytosteliaceae. Gene Ontology annotation, biological process: spliceosomal snRNP assembly.
AUGAAACAACCAUUGAUUUGUUCAGGUCACUCGAGACCAGUAUCGGAUUUAGCUUACAGUAACGAAAGUGCAGAUGGAUGUUAUAUAGUAUCGGCAUGUUUAGAUGGUAAACCAAUGCUGAGAGACGGAAACAACGGUGAUUGGAUUGGUACAUUCGAAGGACACAAGGGUGCUGUAUGGUCAUCUAGGUUCAACUCAAACGCAACUCAAGCAUUAACUGCAUCUGCAGAUUACACUGUUAAACUAUGGGAUACACUUAAUGGAGGUGAAUUAUUAUCGUUGGAACAUCAAUCAAUUGUAAAAACAGCAGAUUUCUCAAGAUUUAAUAAUAGAAUUGUUACUGGUGGUGCAGAAAAGAUAUUGAGAAUAUACGAUUUAGAGAAACCAAACGUACCUUUGGCUCAGAUUCCAGGUCACCAAUCAAUGAUCAAAACAGCCAUGUGGAGUGUUUACAACGAUGAUGUCAUUCUGAGUGGUGGUAACGAUGAAGUCAUCAGAAUCAUGGAUUUACGUUCCGGUACUCAGAUGGCACUAUGCGCAAAGGCACCAAUCUCCUCAAUGGAGUUUAGCAAAGAUAAACAAUAUUUGGUUACCACCGCUGGUAAUGAAGUUACUUUUUGGAAUGCUCAAAACUUCCACCCAGUCAAGGUUUAUUCACUGCCGUUCGAAGUUAUAUGUGCAUCUUUACAUCCAGACAAUUCUAGAUUUAUUGCAGGUGGAAGUGAUUUUUGGGUUCACGUUUACGAUUUUAAUACUGGAAAUGAAAUCGAAGUUAACAAAGGUCAUCAUGGUCCUGUAAAUUGUUGUCGUUACUCUCCAGAUGGUGAAUCUUUUGCUUCAGGAUCUGUUGACGGAACAAUCAGAAUUUGGUUAGCAGAGAUUAUCGAUCGGUUUCAAAAAUCAACAACAACUUUUCAUUCUAAACAAAAAUUGGAAAUAGAGAAAUAA